CUCGGAGGAAGCGGGAACCCCGUCAUCCUCGCUUGGGUCUGUGUAGCUGCACGCUGGCUCGCCCGCUAAUUUAAAAAAAAUACAAAGCUCCACAGAUGGCUUGUGAGAAAGAAAUAUGGCAGAAGAUUGGAGAAGGCUUUGUCCAAGAAUAUUACAACCAGUUUGACAAUACCAACAGGACAGCACUGGGUAACCUCUAUUCUCCUGAGGCCUGUUUGACAUGGGAAGGAUCCCCUUUUCAGGGGAGAGAUGCGAUCACUAGCAAAUUAGCAAGUUUGCCUUUCAAGCGAAUUAAGCACAUCAUCACAGAACAAGACUGCCAGCCCACGGUAGAUGGUUGUAUCCUCAUCAUGGUGUUUGGGCAGUUACAGGCAGAUGAAGAUCAACCUAUGGCCUUUCACCAAGUGUUUAUGCUGAAGUCCGUAAACUGCUCGUGGGCCUGCACAAACGACGUGUUCCGGUUGGGGGUACACAACAUACCAGUGUAGCCAUCUGAACCUGUUGGUUCGCACAGAUUAACAUCCUGCUCAGAAAGGCCUACUAUGGCCAUGCUGUCAUUGAAAACACAAGGGAUUACAUGCAGACUUCCACCAUGUUCACAAUGCAUCUACAUGCAUGCUCAUUGUAUGAAAGAUGUGUUAUAUUACAUUCCUGUCCAAUAAAAGAGUUCAUCAUUGAAA
Epinephelus fuscoguttatus (brown-marbled grouper) is the source of this 680-nucleotide messenger RNA. RefSeq names its product nuclear transport factor 2-like. The transcript is spliced from 5 exons. Lineage: Eukaryota; Metazoa; Chordata; Actinopteri; Perciformes; Serranidae. Gene Ontology annotation, biological process: protein import into nucleus. Gene Ontology annotation, cellular component: nuclear pore central transport channel. The record is from RefSeq and is a predicted model, not a curated record. The coding region runs from base 96 to 488 and encodes 130 amino acids.